AUGGAUCCUUUCUAUUAAAAAGUUGGCUUUUGUAGAUUAUGGUCAACAUAUAAUCCUUUGAGUUUAACAAACAAUUAGGAUUAUUUGGAUUAAUGGAUAGUAAUGGCUUCAAUUUCAAUAAUGUUAGAGGAAAAUUAUCUGGAAUUUUGGAACUGCUUUAAUACGAUUGCCUUUACUUUCAAAAUAAGACUAUCCAAACGAUUCUUGCUUACAAUACCGCUGACAGUUAAAAUCAUAUCUUUAGAUUAGAUAAAGAUCCAUUUCAAUACGAGAAUGAAUGGUAUUUAUAUGAAUUUUUAUACUUGCCAUAAAUAAAAAUUAGAAUUAAUUUUUGAAGAGAUGAUCAAACUUUGCUUUAUAAACAACUAGAGCUGCAAACUUUUUUGA
Molecule: messenger RNA, 387 nt
Organism: Paramecium octaurelia
Lineage: Eukaryota; Ciliophora; Oligohymenophorea; Peniculida; Parameciidae
Source: the annotation of a GenBank genome assembly